UAUGGAUAAUUAAGAAUAGGUUUUAAUAGUUAACUAUACUUAAUUAUAAUCUGUUCAAUCCUAAUUCGAAUCUAUUAAUGAAUAACUGAAUUAGCUCAUUCCAAAAGUAUCAAAUCAUUAUAAACUAGAAAAAAUACAAACAAUUAUAUGCAUUACUGUCAAAAUUCUUUGAUCGUUAUGAUCAUUCUAGUUAAAUUCAUUUGAAUGACAAAAUUCACUGUUAAAAUAUUCUGCUCAAAGCUUUAAAUAAGAUAUAUUAAAAAUGUAUACUAAAGGAUAUGUCUCGUAAAAAUAUUAUCGACAUUAAAAUAUGGAAAUAGAAAAUAGUUAAGUAUUUGGAAAUCUAUCCUAUUCUUAUAUCUAAACUAACCUCUAAUUUCGACAUGAUCUAAAUUGAAACUAAACAUAGUUUAAGAGACUAAAUUAGGAACUCCAUAUUGAAGGAUAAACUACAGCAGUAAAUUCACAUCACAAAUAAUAAUACGAAACUUAAACUGAACUAAAUAGUGACCAAUUUCUCUUUAGAAUAAGAAUAUGAGACUUAUUUAUAAAAUAUUAUGGUUUCUUUUAGACUCUUAAGUUAUUAGGAUAUCAAACCAUAAGAAAAAGGUAGAUACGCAAAAUUAUCAUUUGAUGUAAGCAAAAUCUUGCUUCAGGGAAAAGGAAAAAGGGCUUCCAAAUUAUCUCAGUACAUUUUAUGUGCAACUAACUUGUUAAUUAAAAGCUUUGAAAAUAAUAAUGACAUGGCUCAGGAAAUUUUAGAAGAAGUCAAUAGUUCAAUUACUAUUAAUUAUUUAACAUAUUUGGUAUAGUAAUUAGAGGCCAAUAAUGAUUUUAAAAGAAAACUUAAAUGUAAAUGGAAAUUUAUGAAAUUAUUAAAACCGUUAACUUGGUUUUGGAUGCAAUCUAUCUAUUAUUAUCAAUCCAUUUUUAAAUUUGAAAAAUGCUAGGCCAUUAUGACACUGCUCAAAUGGCUAAGUUUUUAUUAUCUUCUUCAAAAUGAUGAAUUGGCAAACUAUAUUUAAAAUGUAUCCUCAUUGACAUAUUCUAAAUACAAAGAAUUAAUCAUUUUCAAUUAAGUUAUAGAAGCUGUUUGUUUAGAUGAUGAUGUGGGAAUGCCAAGAUUAAAGAGAUUAAUGAGAGAAACUCAAGAAUAGAAUCAAGAGAAGUAGUAGUAUAAACAAUCAGUCAAUUAUUAUUAUAAUGUGAAUGACAAGAACACCUCAUUCUAACCAGAAUUUUAUUAUUGCACUCCUUAGAUCAAAGCAUUGGCUUAACAAAAAAAGAAUACUGAUGUACCAUCUAUCGAUAUCCCUGUUGAAAAUUUGAGUUCUAUGGACACUCGACAAUCCAGCAAAACUUUGAAGUGUCCAAAAAGAUUGAAUACAUCAUUUAAUUUGAAUGUGUAAAAGUCUUUUCGUGGAUCAAUAUCAUAAUUCUCAACAAGUUUUUCAGAGAAGAAGAAUUAGUCAAUGUGUGCAAAUAGUCAACAAGCGCAAUAAAUUUAGCAAAAUACAGUUCCUAUGCUUGAUAAAAUGAUUAAAAAACUAAUCGAAGAGAAAAUAGUUCUUGAUAAUAUAGAGUAAUUUAGUAUUCCAUAAAUAUUAGGGAUAAGAAAUCUCAGUCACAGUAAUUAUUGAGCAAAGAAAAGCUCUAAUAAAAGGAGAAUGAUUUCUAUAAAAAGCUAUUGAAAUACAAGACAUAAUUUUCAAAAUUCGUCUCUCCAGUCAAAAUGAAAUCAAAUUAGGAAGUCAUUACAAAAUAAGAUCUACAAAUGAGAAUUAUUGAUAGACAAACAUUAGUUGAUUCCAAGAACUCCUAAACAAUCACAUUUUAAACAAAACAGAACGAUUAGGAUACAUCGUUGUUAUCCUUUGAAAAACCUGGAGUUUAAUUAGGUCCAUUAUAAAAAUUGAAGAAAAUCAUCUUUAAACAUCCUGAAGUGUUUUCCCUUCAAAAAUUAAGGAACAAACUUAAGUCAUCCAAAAAAUGGUACAAUAAAGCAAAUGCUACUCGAAUAUCAAAUACAAGUAUAUAUCUGCAUAUGACAUAUAUAGGAAGGUCAAUAAUGUCACAAAAAUCAAAGGACCACAUAACAACAGAUAUGAAUUAAUUAAGAGAUAGAUCAUAGACGUAAUUGAGGAAGAAGCUUAGUGAAACUUAAUUUCAAUUGGAAGCAGUGGAGAAGGAGAUGAGGAGUUAUAGUGUCAAAGUAAAGUAUUCUAGAUAAAAUGCGGAUUAACCUUUGCAGUUCGACAAUAAAUAUCAAAUAUUAAGUAGAUCUAUAAUAAAAUAAGAGAUGAGUAAAAAAUAAAUUUGA
Molecule: messenger RNA, 2320 nt
Organism: Paramecium octaurelia
Lineage: Eukaryota; Ciliophora; Oligohymenophorea; Peniculida; Parameciidae
Source: the annotation of a GenBank genome assembly